Xiphias gladius (swordfish) is the source of this 8673-nucleotide messenger RNA. It is a transcript of the gene zc3h7bb, whose product is annotated as zinc finger CCCH-type containing 7Bb. Lineage: Eukaryota; Metazoa; Chordata; Actinopteri; Istiophoriformes; Xiphiidae. Gene Ontology annotation, molecular function: protein binding; metal ion binding; miRNA binding. Gene Ontology annotation, biological process: miRNA processing. The coding region runs from base 285 to 3002 and encodes 905 amino acids. The record is from RefSeq and is a predicted model, not a curated record. The transcript has 21 exons.
GCUGCCCUCUUGUGACAAUUUUUCUGCUGGAAACUUGUUGCGAUACGGUACUGGCCAAAACAGCUAGCAGCUAGCUAGCUAAUGUUAGCCACUCAGUAGCCAGUAGCAGUCGUAGCGCUGAGAAACUCGUGCUCCGUCCACACACCAAUGACAGGGACACUGAACCUACAAAUAUGCGCCUGGAUAUUGACUGAUAUUUGGCUGGCUAGUUUUUCUUAUCUUCAUCGCUAACGCUCUGUCAAGCUAUCUCUGAUCUGAAGAGCGCAGUAACUUAACUCUCGGAUAUGGAUCCUGAACGACUGAAACGAAGAGAGGAGAUUCAGAAAGCAAUGAGCUUUAUCCAGUCAUCAUUGCCUUUUCCAGAGCCAGAGAGUUAUGAGCCUUUUCUCACCCAGUUGGUUUGUAACUUGCUGGAUGAGGGCAAUUCUUGCUUUCGAGAUGGGGACUGGCGCCAGGCGACUCAGCAGUAUGGGGAGGGCAUAAGUGUUGCCCGCUACGCCCAGGCUGAGGCCCUUGUCAUCCCUCAUGAGCUGCUCAAGAGCCUUUACGUCAACAGGGCUGCUGCCUACUACCAGACGAGGGAGUAUGAACGAGGUGUUCAGGACUGUGACAGUGCACUGUACGUGUCAGAAGGCAGUCGCAGGGCUUUGUACCGCAAGGCACUUUGUCUGAGGGAGUUGGGACGACUCAGAGAGGCCUAUGAGUGUGGAACCAAAUGUCUCCUCACAGCACCACACGACCGACAGGUGAGUGACCUGGCUCAGGAUCUGGCCAAUAAACUGGGCCUGAAGGGUCGUAAAGCUUAUGUCAGCCUUCAGACAGAGUCCACAGCCAGUGAAGGGGAUGGUCUUGGGGAGACUUCUCCACCCACAGGAGAGAUGUCCUCCAAUGGACUGGAAUCUCUGGGUGACAUUGGACCAGCGGACAUGUCCAAUGCACAGUGCAUCCCAGCUCCUUUGGCCACGCCCAUCCCAGUCAGUGAUGAACCAGCGACCCCUGUAGUGACCCCAUGCACCGACUUGUCAGAGAGCCCCAGCAGCCAGGCCCUGCCUCCCAUGCCGUACUCUGUCCCGGUGUCCGAGCACAUGGACGAAUGCAGCAGCGUCAUCAAGGACGAGCUAGACAGUCUGCUGGAAUGCAUCCCCAAGAAAGUCAGUGAGAGUCCAGUGCAGGGAGCUAUUCCCACCAACCUUCCCAACACGGCCGUUGCUCUCCGGCCUCCGUACUCCCCCAACCUUCCAGCCCCGUCAGCCCAGCUUCCCCCAGCCUUCUUCAGCUCCCCUAUCAAUGACAUGCCCCCUCUGGAGCCUUAUUCACCAUUGGCCCAGCGGGACCAAGGCUCCACCCAGGCGCAGGACGCACUGGGAGGCUUCUCCACAGGGGCUGCAGAUGGAGAAGGGAAGUCAGGAGUCGCCGCUGGCGGGCUGGACUCAUUGUCUGAGUACACUCUCCCUGGGGGACGAGUGUGUCACAGCUUCAUCCCGGGAAUGCGCAACAACAGUGCUGCACAUGCGAAUGGUCCAGCAGGAACAAACCUGUCUCUGCUCUCCAGGAAUCCUCUGGCAGCCACGCAUGAGUUUCGGCAGGCCUGUCAUGCCUGUUACAGUCGAAUAGGUCCGCGAGUGAUGGACUACAAGUAUCAGCCAGAGGCAGCACACCGCUGCAAGAGAGAUGUGCUGCUGUGUCGCCUCAAAAACACAGAUGACCCCACGUGGAAGAGGAUCCGUCCCCGGCCUGCACGGAACAACUUCCUUGGGGCAUUUGUACUCUGUAAAGAGGUUCAGGAGCGUCAGGAGUGCCAGUAUGGGGAGAACUGUACGUUUGCUUACUGCCAGGAGGAGAUCGAUGUGUGGACCCAGGAGAGGAAGGGUGCACUAAGCCGAGAACUGCUGUUUGAUCCGCUGGGCAGCACAGAGCGACGGGCGCUCAGCGUCACCAGACUGCUGCAGCUCCACAUGGGCAUGUUCAUGUUCCUCUGUGAGGAAUGUUUUGACAGUAAGCCUCGAAUCAUCAGCAAACGCAGCAAAGAAAACUUAGCAGUCUGCUCAAAUCUCACAGCUCGACACCCGUUCGACGAUAACAAGUGCCUGGUGCAUGUGGUGAGGUCAGCCAAUGUGCGCUACAGUAAGGUGCGUCCCCUGCACCCCCUCUGCCAGUUCGACGUAUGUCGCCAUGAGGUUCGCUAUGGCUGCCAGCGUGAGGACAGCUGCUCUUUUGCACACUCCGUCAUAGAGCUCAAAUGCUGGGUCCUACAGCAGGAUACAGGUAUCACCCACGAAGAGAUGGUACAGGAGUCCAAGAGACACUGGCAAAGGCUUGAGCAGAACGCACAGAAGCAGCAGAAGCCUAUCCAUAUCCCCCAUCCGAGCAGCAGCGUACCUGCAGGAGGAGUAGGGGGAAUUGGGGGUGGGAGCGGAGGAAUAGGGGGAGAUGGCCUAGGCGGUGGCGGUGUGAGCCCGGUGGGAGGGGUUGGGGUGGGGGGGUUGGGAGCAGUAGCGGGACGGGGACGACCCCUCAACCUAAAAAUGAAAUUUGUGUGCGGCCAGUGCUGGAGAGAGGGACAGGUCAAUGAGCCCGACAAGAACCUCAAGUACUGCACAGCCAAAGCACGGCACAGCUGGACGAAGGAGCGUCGGGUUCUGCUGGUGAAAUCAUUUGAGAAGAAGAAGUGGGUUGUUGUUCGGCCUCUGCCCUUCUCCCGCACCUAUCCACAGCAAUAUGAUAUGUGUGUGCAUGUGAUGAAGCAGAAGAAGUGCCACUAUAUUGGGAACUGCUCAUUUGCUCACAGUCUGGAAGAGAGGGACGUCUGGACAUACAUGAAGAACAACAGCUUGAGAGACAUGCAACAGAUGUACGAACUGUGGCUGCAGCUCACCAAUCAGAGUAGACGCACAGAUAGCUCCGUUGUGACCCCGCCUCCAGAGGACAAGCAGGUCACCAUAACAGCAGAUUACACAGAAAGCAUGGGACCCCGGCGGUUGUCAGAUGGGGACGACCUCUGAGCGUUGCUGUGUCGACCAGAGGCAGCUGAUCGCCGCUGAGCUGCAGCCAGAGACAGAGAGACAGGCCUGCCACACCAGCUACAACUGAACAGUCUGUCACCUUACCAGUCAGACCUCCUCUAGCCUCUAGCCAGCAGUGCAAAAGCAGACGGACACACAACAGAAAAGUUGACGCGCACACACACACACACACACACACACACACACAUUCACUCAGCAAGAUACACAAAUUACAGGCACAGAUUAACACACAGAGAAAGCUUUGUUAGUGAAAAUGCAGGACUUGGCUUUAGCGUUUUGUUUUAUAUCAUGCUGCAGUUACACACAGCACCUUUAGGGUUCCCCUCCAGCACAUUACACCGCAGUAAUUCCACAGACAACUAGUUCUACUGGUUCAACUAGUGUUCCCUAGUGCUCUUUGGACUGAGCAAUUCCAUGUCCACCAGGCACCUCUUUUAUUUUUAUUUUUAUUUUUAUUUUUAUUUUUUAAAUCCUCACAGCACUGAAACAAUUCUUGGUUGGGCGCGCUGGUCGCAGCUCUUAAAUAUUGCUUGGUGAUAGUUGAAAACUCAAUUGAAGCGUGGCGCUCUUACACAAAAAGUUUAAGUUUUAGCUUUGGAGUGCCAAAAAUGCCAAGCCCUUAGUGCUGUCGAUGGCAGUCUAGACUGAAGAAACUAUGAAGAAUAAUUGAAAGAGGUUCUUGGGGGACAUUCCUCGUUAAGCUGCAUAACAACCAAAUCCCACUCUCCUUCCUUCAUGGGAAUAUAGCGAGAGGGUCAAAAUAACUUUUUGGAGAUUAAUGAUUUUAAGCGUCAUUUUUUUUUUCUUCCAAGGGGAGUUGUACUUCCUUGUUAUAUUGUCUGCCAUAUUGGUAGAACGUUAUGAAUGUAACGCCUGCAUGGGCCUUUGAAACGAGGAAAUUAGUCAUUUAAAACGUUGCUGUGGUUGUGGAAUGUAUGCAAGUAUACUUAGAUGCCCAAAAACAAACUUGUGUAACAUCACAGUGUCCUCCGGCCCCCUCUGUAUUAAUAGAAAAAAGCUCCUUUUGAUAGCUGGUUAUGUAAUCAUACCAACUGUUCCGAUGUGGGAUGAGAACAGACACGCACACACCCUCACAAUAUUAACCUUGUAGUUGCUGUCAGCCAAACGUCCAGAUGAAUCUAGGCAUGCUUGAAUGUCAGCUCUUCUCGGGUUGACAAAAAAAGACGAUUUGGCAACAAAAAAUCUCAACUAAACAUCUGUGGCUAAAGUACACAUGGCUAACGGCUCAAACUAAUUGUCAAUAAAGCGACCAAGGGGGGCUACACGGCGUCAUGUGCUUUAAGCAGCUGAUAGGUGUGAAGCUGGUGUAGGAGGGCUUACAGAGAAGUGACUGCAGCACACAUGCAAAGUCCUGCCUAGAGCCGCUCUCAGCAAUAGAUCAGUUCAGACCGCAGAUGCCCGUUAAGAAAUGAUGACCUCACUUGGACUGAAGCACAGUGUAAAUACUGACCGUGCAGAAGACUUAAGUUGUGGAAAAAAAACAAGAUAACAGCUUUGUAGUAAUUUAAGAAAAAAAGAUGAAUGAUAAUUUAAAGACUGAAAAGCUGUGAGAAAAUGAUUGAAGAAAAGAUUGAAGAUGAUUAAGAAUAUAUUUUUCUAUAGUCAAUCAUUUGAUUAUUUAAGAUAAUUUGAAUGUAACGGCAAGUUGCCACGUCUUCAGCUGAACUGGGGUCAUUAUUUCACUGAAAACCCACCAUGCUCCCACAGCCUUCAAAUGGAAACCUGUGUUCUUCAUGUGCACCCAAAUGUUUUGUUCCAGACAGCUAACGGUAGCCCUAAGAUAAACCUUUUCGAAACGGGAAACCUGCUAGCUUGAGACAGGGAAACGAUUCGCACCACACAUUGUGCCUAAAAACAACACGUCAACAUGUGAAACUAACACACAUGCGGAAACGUGCGCGCGCACAAACACACACACACACACACACACACACACACACACACACACACACACACACAGAGAGAGAGGCAGGAUAUCUGUUGUCAUCAUAUUCUAGCCUUUAAUGUGGACAAAGACGAUGGAGGUAUGUCUAUAUUCAGAUACAUAUACAGACAUAUUAUGCAUAUUUACAAAUAAUGGUAUACUACUAAUAAUAAUUGAUAACUUAGCGGUUAAGCUUAAUAAAUAUAUAACCUGAAAACCUGUAUUAAUUACAUAGAAGAACUUCUUGUUAUUGAGGUAUUGCUAUGACAUGUAUCGCUGAACUAGAUGACUAUAGUGAUUUUUUUUUUUUUUUUUUUUUUUUAAAUGAUUCUUUUAUUUCGUAAUUUUUCCUUCUGUGUGGGUUGUUCCAGACAGGGUUUGUUUGAAGGGAUUGCGACAGAGAUUUAUUUGAGUUUCAGGCUGAAUAUGUAGAAAAGGAUUCCUGAGGGUUAACUUUUUCUGUCAGAGCAGAGAAGUUACCCAACUGUGAGGGGGGUUUUUUUUGUUUUUUUUUUAUUUUUAUUUUUGUUUUGUUUUUUAACUUCACAAGUGCAGCAGCUACUGGCUGUAAAGAAUAUGGAAAAUUUCCUGUACUGCAAAGUGUAGAUAAAAUUUUCGCAGAAGUUUAUAUUUCUUAGGCAGUAAUAAGAACAUUAUGGUUAAUAGGUGCAAAACCUUAAAAAUGAUUUAAACAAAGAGAGAUUUUUCCCCUCAUACAUCAGGUUGUUAAACCACAGAAUAGUCUACAUGUGUUUUGUGACGUUCCAGCUCUGUCUGCAGUCCUUCCAUUUAGGCCAUUGGAUAAAUAGAGAAUAGAGAAAUGGUUGCAACACCAAAGGCUGCAGUGUCUUAAUUAUCCAGCUCCUGAAAACUGACGUAAUCUGAAUUUAGACGGACAGCCCAGGCUGGGCUGAGCCUAAAAUGCAGAUCUCAGAUCAGUUUUGCUGGUCUCUCAGCAGCGGUUUGGGGGAUUGUUGGUAAUGAGCCCUUGUCUGGAACAUCCCAGGUAUUAGCUUCUUUGAGGGAUCGUAUUACUACUACUCCUAGUAUUAUGAUGAAUAUGAUGACGAUAAUGAUUGCAAUCUAUUGACUAUUUCUAUUUCUCUUCAAUAUGCUAUUGAUAUAUAUGUAUGUUAAUUGCAAUGUAUAACUCUCUCUUUAUAUAUGUAUCCAUGUAUGAAUAUAAUAAUUUACAGUAAAUAUGCGUCUGUGUAUGCGGCAGUGCACAGCUCUGUCUGGGAGGCAGUGAGCAGAAAAACAUCCAACUUCUGAUAAAUACUGUAAGGCUCUUGAGUUUUUAAAUCGUACAGGUGGUGACGUGAGUUGUCAGCAACCAACAGCAGUAGGUUUUCAGUUGUACAAGAUAUUUUACACAGUAUGGUAGACCUGCUAUAUAUUAAUGUUGUCUGAGCUCUCUCUGUGGACCGACGGGAAAAGAAAAAAAAAGGAUAGUUGAUGAUUAAAGUAUAUAUACUAUUAACUGUUUCCCCUUUUCAGUGUCUCAGCGUUGACCUACCAGCAGAGCUCUCUGCUCACUGCCCGUGCUGUGCGUUUUCGUUUAAUUUGAUUCACCAGACAGAAGGACAGAUCUGGAAACAAAAGCAUACAUAGAGGCCUAUAUACUCCCGUAUAGCGCCUUAUUCGAUAUACUACACCUAUAAGAUAAAACAUACCCCUAUUGUAUAAUCCUGCUUACUAUAUACAAUACCUGAUACCUAUUAUAAUACUUAGACACCCUUAUAAGGUAAUUUAGAUAAGACAUGGUGGAGCUGUUUUUUUUUUGUUUUUUUUUCUGUGGCUGUGGAAGAGUUUUCUGUGGUCGGUCAUGUGUUCACAUCUUGUUUUUCAGGGAGUUUAAAAAGGACCAGUUGUUAAGAGAGUGUCACACACUCAAAUGCUCUCUAUCAUUCAAUUUGGGAGAAAAAAUGGUCCAUCCUUGUUUGAAGUCCUGCUUUUAGAGACCUGCUGAUGUGAAUUGACUUUGCAGAAAAAGCAGAGCGUUUGAUGGGAUGCUCCUCUUCCAUUGUUGAAGGACCAGCAUUGAUGAUGUAACGGACGCGCACAGGAACGAAAAAAAAGAAAAAGAAAAAUGUGGAUGUCUGUGCUGCAUGUUCUGUGAGUGUGUUGUUAAAGGCAGGGCGAAUCAUGACAUAAAUUUAAAGGGGAGGCGGUUGCUGCUACUGCAUCUGUACACAAAACAAAUCUCAUACAGUAAUUCUGUUACGUUAGCUCAGCUUUUCUGUCUUAAAGAAACUUGGUUUGCACUGUUGUGCAACUUCACAAUGUAUACUUUCUCAGCGUACCUUAUCAAACACAGCUGAUUGCCAUUCAUGCUGAAAAGGUGGAAACCAGUCCAUGAGAUCUUAGGUUUGGCAGGCAGUGGACAUUAAGCCUAGUGCGCAAAUCACUGUGUCACUGGCCUCAUCUGUGGAAGAGAUUUGGUGCUCAGUUGUUCAAUUUUUGUUCAUCGUUUUGUCUUUCCGAUCCUGUACAGCUCUUUCAAUGCAAUGGACCAAUCGGAGCCAGCUAGAGACAAUUUCGGAAACUAAAAUGCAGCCAAGAAAACAAGAUCCUCUGACUUCAAAAGGCUACUAACAUAAUAAGUUGAUGAUUUUCACAAGGGUGAAUUACUUACGCCAAGCAAUUAUUAUUAUUAUUUUUUUCUCUGACUUCUGGAGUGUUUGCACAUUCUUUACGUGAUUGGAAUAGUGUUUACUAAGUAUGGCUUAACUCGACUGGAACAUGCAUUUAUUAAUCAUACCUACAUUACUUAGCAUUUGUUAAAAGAUGAGGACAAUCUCAGUUAACAGUGAAGUCCAAAUUAUAAUAUUGAUAUAUCUGAAAGGUUACUGCUCCAUACUACAGGCCUCGACCUUUAACCUUUAAGGGUUCCGAGCUCCUCAGGCCAGCUUUAGUGCAAGAAACCCCCAACACAUGCAGGCUGUCUAAUUGCCUUUCAUGCCAACAUUACAAUACAGUAAUUAUUCACCUCGUGUGUUAGUACAAAUACAUGGUGGCAUUUAAAGCAGUGGGGCAACAUCAGUAACGGUUUAUAUUCAUUUGUGAAAAGCAGAAGGUCCGUGCUGAGUUUAAUAGACAGCUUAUUUCUGCGGUUGACGCCAGACCCUCAACCAGACAUAAGGAAAUGUAAUGAAUUGCAUUAACCCAUUCAUUAAUGCAUUAAGUACGAAAAAUCAUUUUUACUCAGCUAUUAUUUUUCCAAAAGUCAUUUGACUGAAUCUCUGCCUGCUCUUGACCAAAGUGGCUCAUAUACAGCAGUUCUAGUCAUCGCAUCCUGCUGCGGUUUAAUGAAAUGACAUGGUUCUCAGCUGUGAAGCAAGAUUUUGCUCAACCAAUACCAUGUGACCCCCCCCCCCCCCCUUCCUGGCCCCCGUGUACAGUUUGCUUCAUUUGAUUUGCAGCACCGAGACAUACCUACACAGCCACAAAAAAACCUAAUGAAUCUGUUUCUCAGUCAGUUCGAAAAUUUUUGAUUAUUUGACUUUUUUUCAACAACUCGGAUAAAGAAACCAGGGUUAUAAGAAGUGGGGAAAAACAAGGCCUUUUUUUGUACUGUAUUUUUACAUUUUGUUGUUUUAUGUUUUGUUUUAUCUUCUUGACUUUGUGUUCUCUUUUCUCCUCCCUGGUUGGUAUUUCGUGAUCUCACAAGUGGACCAAAUCUCUUGAAAGCAUUUAAUAAACAGA